This is a messenger RNA of Austrofundulus limnaeus, 3671 nucleotides long. It is a transcript of the gene phex, whose product is annotated as phosphate regulating endopeptidase homolog, X-linked. The record is from RefSeq and is a predicted model, not a curated record. Gene Ontology annotation, cellular component: plasma membrane. Lineage: Eukaryota; Metazoa; Chordata; Actinopteri; Cyprinodontiformes; Rivulidae. Gene Ontology annotation, molecular function: metalloendopeptidase activity. Gene Ontology annotation, biological process: protein processing.
UGUUAUUUUUUAGGAUGUUUUUUGUGUUUGUUUGAUCUACGGCUUCUUUAUUUUUGGCUUUUUAGUCUUUUUUUAAGUCUAGUACAUUACUAAGUAGGAAGGAUGGAGCUGGAGCAUUUAGGUGGUGGUGGGGUUAAACCAGAGAAGGGCACGAAUCGUCUCUACAAAAUAGCCCUGGUCAUGUCUGUGUGUGUCUGUGCUGCUCUACUGCUUGCUCUCAUACUGGUUUCUCAAAAAUCCAGUCAAGAAGAGUUCUGUCUGACUCCAGAAUGCAUCGAGGCAGCUGGGUCUAUUUUGAGCAAGAUGGAUCAAUCUGUUGACCCCUGCCAGGACUUUUACACAUUUGCUUGUGGAGGUUGGUUAAAGGAGAACCCGAUUCCCGAAGAUUCGUUUUCAUAUGGCAUCUACCCAUGGCUGCGACAGCACGUGGACUUAAAACUCAAAGAGUUAUUAGAAGCACCUGUGGAUGCUGAUGAACUACAGGCUGUCACCAAAGCUAAGACCCUGUACCGCUCCUGUAUGAAUGAAACCAUACUGGAGAAGCUGGAUGCCAAACCCAUGCUGAAAACACUGAAACAGCCCGAGUUCCACUGGCCUGUGGUGGGGGAUGGGCGUGGCGGGGAGUAUCAGUGGUCACAGAGUCAGUGGAGUCUUCUUAAGACCUUAGCGGAGAUGAGAAACCAGCACAGUAAGAGCGUCCUGAUCCGCCUGUAUGUCUCCCCUGACGACAAAAACUCCUCACACUACAUCAUCAAGCUCGACCAGGCAUCCUUGUCUUUGCCUUCCAGGGAAGACUACACCACCAACACUUCCUCUGCGAUUGCCAAUCGUGCUGCCCUGCUCAGUCUGAUGGUGGACAUGGCCGUCAUGCUGGGGGCCUCAGAGAAAGCAGCACAGGCUCAAAUGGAAAAGGCUCUUGAUUUUGAGACCAAAGUGGCUCAUAUCAUGAUUCCUUAUGAAAACCGCACCAGUGAGACCAUGUACAACAGAUACACACUCUCUCGACUGCAGAGCUCCUUGCCUCAGUUUGACUGGCUCAGUUUUGUGAAAGCUGUGGUGGAGUCUACCGACGAUCCAGAUCGGGUCAUUUCCUCAUCUGAGCCCAUUAUUGUCAGAACUCCGAAGUACUUCAAGGACCUCAUGAAACUCAUCGACAUCACAGACCCCAGGUCACCACUGGAACCACCUCUCUGACCCCUCGCUGGGAUAAGUGUGUGAACUAUGUUGAGAACGCCCUGGCUUACGCCACCGGGCGCCUUUUUGUCAACGCCCACUUCCAGGAGGACAAGAAACACAUGAUGGAGGAGCUAAUAGACGGCAUUCGUUGGGCAUUUAUUGACAUGCUGGAGAAGGAAAAUGAUUGGAUGGACCAACAAACUAAAAGGAGAGCCAUAGAAAAGGCUCAUGCAGUCCUGCCUAAGGUUGGAUACCCAGAGUUUAUUUUGAAUGAUACCUACCUCUCUGAAGAUCUGAAACAGCUGGACUUCAGUGAAAAGGAUUACUACGGUAAUGUGAUGCAGACGCUGAAGUUUAUUGCCCAGUCUGAUGUCUACUGGCUGAGAAGGAGCGUCCCACGAACAGAGUGGUUUACAAACCCAACAACCGUUAACGCAUUCUACAGUUCAUCAACCAAUCAAAUCAGAUUCCCUGCAGGAGAGCUUCAAAAACCCUUCUUCUGGGGAAGAGAGUAUCCAAGAUCUUUAAGUUAUGGUGCCAUUGGGGUGAUAGUUGGCCAUGAGUUAACUCACGGCUUUGACAAUAACGGUCGCAAAUAUGACAAAAAUGGCAAUCUGGACCAGUGGUGGAGUACGUCCUCUGUAGCAGCGUUCACUGAGAAAACUCAGUGUAUGAUUGAUCAGUACAACAACUACUACUGGGAGCAAGCUGGAUUAAAUGUGCGCGGUAAGAGAACACUAGCAGAAAACAUAGCAGACAACGGGGGAAUAAGAGAAGCAUUCAGGGCUUACAGGCGGUGGGUGGAUGAGAGCAGAGGAGGUGUGGAGGAGCCUCUGCUGCCAGGAGUGGAACUGAACAACAAUCAGCUGUUUUUCCUGAGCUACGCACACGUGAGAUGCAAUUCAUACAGACCAGAAGCAGCCAGAGAGCAGAUUCAGAAUGGAGCUCACAGUCCAUCAAAAUACAGAGUCAUUGGAGCAAUGAGUAACUACAARGAGUUCCGGAAAGCGUUCAAAUGUCCCGAGUCAUCAGUGAUGAACCGAGGAGCGCAGUCCUGCCGGGUGUGGUGAUCUCUGACCACAGUGUGACACUGAAGCUCUGCCUCAGGCCUGGACUGUCUGAGGGGAAAGACCGAUYAGGUUUGACAACAUUAAGACAGUUUCCUUAACGAAGGAACAAUAAAGACGAGUUGUUUCCUCUGAACCUUUUAUCGAAACAGAUAUUUAUUAAGUUAAAAGAACUCAGAGCCUUUAAAGUGUAUCUAUUACUGUAAAUAUACAAAUACUGUAACUUUUGAAUUCAUUAAGCAGCUACAUUUCUGAUAUAACUAGAAUAAAAUGAUAUUUUAGGUCAUUGCAUAUGUUUAUAAACACUGUCAACCAAAAAUCAUUUUGAAUAUGUUUUCUUUUUAAAUAUAUGUUUCUUUCUUUAGAUAAUUUUGAAAAUCAACACUGAAACAAUAACCCACUGGAUGUUUUUAAAGCCUUAAUACAACUCUGAACUAUACAGGACCAGGUACACGUGCUAUUUUUGCAGACUUUAGAACCAACAUUUUGUUUGUUAGGUCUGACUUUUGUUCUCGUGCUUUAUGUUUUAAUCUUAUUCCUGUUUGUUACUAAACACUUUGGUGCAGGGAAUGUACUUAAAAAUAAAAGUUAUCAAAUAGCAGUUUUUUUUAAUUGACUUUUGGCUGGUUAAGUUGUUUCAGUGUAAAUUAAGGUAAAAUCCUGAAAGUGAACUAGUUUUUUUUAUUAGUUUGAUGGUGCAUCGGCUAUUUUUUUAGUUAGUAGAGUAGAUAUUUUUGAUCACGAAAAUUAUUUAAAUAUUAUGGUGCAACUUGACAAUCAACCAAAACAUCAGCUCAAAUUCAAAACUACACACACAAAAAAUAUAUAUAUAUAUAUACAUAUAUAUGAAUAUCACUGUGCCCAGAUUGUAAUGACCACGAAAAAAGAGCCACAUAAAUGGUUUAAAACACAACCUUGACUAUUUUUUGAUGAUUGCACAUCAAUAAAAACAUAUUGAUUUAUUUAAUUGAGAAUACAUUUUCAUUGGAAAUUUAACACAGCUGGGUUCUCCAUUAAUAUUUUAUUCUAACAAUAGUUUAAAAAAUACAAAAUAAAAAGUGGAGAUCUGUCAAAAGUUCRGCAAAUCAGAUGAGAUGCCCUAAAACCUUCUGUUUUAUUUUAUUUCAGUUCAUUUUAGAAUCAAUAUAAAAAAGUUGUAUUUAUUUAAAUUGUUUGAAAAAUCUAACAGACCUGAAAAAAAACAUAUGCAGCUCUGUAGUGCAUAUGAUGCAAUGUUUUCUUAUCAACAUGUAAAUAUAUCAACAAUAGUGUUACUAUAAAUAUGAUCUGCUGUUUUCUUAAAAWAUAACAUGUUUUGUAACUUAUUGUGAAGAAUUGUGAGUUAUGAUGACUUGUGUGAUGAGAUCACAAUUAAUUCUCUGUUUACUUCAUUGUGACAGGUUAUAAUAAAACUCUGAGACAUUGUGA